Drosophila serrata is the source of this 8612-nucleotide messenger RNA. RefSeq names its product nucleoporin 358 (gene Nup358). Gene Ontology annotation, molecular function: GTPase activator activity; protein binding. Lineage: Eukaryota; Metazoa; Arthropoda; Insecta; Diptera; Drosophilidae. Gene Ontology annotation, cellular component: cytoplasm; nuclear pore. Gene Ontology annotation, biological process: intracellular transport. The record is from RefSeq and is a predicted model, not a curated record.
AACUCUGGUCUCAUUAAUAAUUCUCGGUUCCCGGUAUUGCUGAUUUUUGUUGGUGCGCGAAUUUUGUAAGCGGCCUUUAAGCAAACAUACUAUUUGAUUUGUACCGAGUAGCCUUGCAACGUGCUGCAAUUGUGCGCGCCAAUCAAGAAUUAAUUGCGUUCCGGAUCCUGGUCGCUUACGGUACGAGAAAUCGGAGUCGAUCGGAUGACGAGUAAAGACGGAGCAAGCACAUUUUGACAGGAGAAACCUAAUUGUGAAAACUAAAAGUGUAUAAAAGACAGAAGUAACAUGUUCACCACGCGCAAGCAGGUGGACGAGCAUGUCCACAAGAUUCUGGGUAAUCUGCCGCCUGGGAACCAGCGCGAUAUGAAGGGUCUGGCAGUGGCACGUCUAUACUAUAAGAUACAAGAGUAUCCCAAGGCUAUUGAAUACCUUAACUCCUAUCUCCGAGCCAAGGAUGAGGCUGUGGCCCAUAAACUGAUUGCCCACAGCUACAAGUUCCUGAAGACCCCAGAUCUGCAAAGGGCCUUGCAGCAUUUCCAACGCUGCAUCCAGCUAAAUCCCCGGCAGCCAGAUUUGAUCAAAGAAGUCUGCCAGAUGCUGGUCGAUGAAAAGAGCAUAUACAACAAGGAGUGUGCCAAAUACUGGCUGGAAAUCGCCACCUCCGAGAACUUGAGCGACAACGAAGCGGUCGUUUCCCUGCGCAUGCGAGUGAAUCUCACAGAGAGCAACGGCAACGGCGGCGUUGAAGAUGGCACCGCGGGCAAGGAGAACGAGGAUGCAUUUGAAAUGCUCAUGCACAAGGAGUUGCAGGCGCGUCCCCAGGACGUGAAUGUCCGUGUGCGGCUUAUGCGCAGCUACGUGGAGAAGAACCAGCUGGACCAGGCCUUUAAGUACGCUUACAAAGUAGAACUGGAGGCCAACGGCUGCACCAGUCAGUCCAGUGAAUGGUACGGAAUCGUAUGGGUGAUGCUCUCAAAGAAGGAGGACAAGAAAAAUGAUAAAGACUGGCGUUUCUGGCAACUGGCCCUCCACACCUGUGAUCGCCUGACGCAACUGAGCCUAGAGUCUGGCGGCACACUUGGAGAGAGCAGCAGUAUGUUGUUUCGUUUUGAUCAGUAUCUGCACAAGUUCGGCACAAUAGUGGAUCGAUCCACUGAUGCUCCCCAGCGAGAGCUGCAUCUGUCCUGCGUGGAGCAUUAUGCUGGACAGCUGCUGCUCCAUACAGUUGCGCUGAUCUUUAAGCGUGAGCUGCUGGCCAACAAGAACAAGUGGGCGAGCGUGCUGCGCAACUUGCUUCCGCUGUUGCUUCUUGGAUAUCAGGUGCAUCCCCUCCAAGAGCAGCACGUCCAUCCCUGGAUGAAGCACUGCGAUGCUGAGCAGAAGCAGUUGCUGCAGCUCUGGCGUCAGGAAGGCUCCUUCCGUUGCGCCCAGCUUGGACGUGUUCUCCUCGGUUGCGUGGAGCGCUCUCAAACGGAUCAGGAAAAUCAGGAGAACAACAACCAAACCACACAGCCCCUGUCUGGAUUGUUUAGUGACUCGGAAGAACUUUUGAGCUGCGCCCGGCAACAAUGCAUGGACAAGAAUUGGCGUAGCAACUUGUUCCCAAUUCUCUUUACCAACGCCGAGCACAAGCUGAAGGAGCAGUCGUCCCAUCUGAUCCGCAAUCCCCGACUGCAGACGCCCAUUUUUGAGUGGCCCGAUCUGGCCGAGAUCGAGACCUACGAGCAGCAAGCGCUUCUCCUCCAGCCCCUAUCAUUGGCACAACAUGUUUACCUCGCGCUGGGCACCGAUAUCGACAGUCUAGGCGAAGCGCCGCGGGUGCUAUUCUACGAGGAGUUCCGGCGCGAUGUGAAGCAGAACCUAAGCUACUGCGGUCACGACUCCAUCUCCCAGUUAGAUGUCGAUAUCUUCCUGUAUGCCACUGUUAUCCAGACGCAGCGUAAAUUGGACCUAGUGCGCAACCUCUACGAAAGCUCUCACAUUGGAAACCGCAAUGCAGCUUCCCGUCCUUAUAUGAUGCCAUAUUCCAAUCUCUUGAGUCAAUUGACGACACCGGAGCAGAGCAGCUGGUGGGAAAUCGUGCUGCGCCUGCACAGGAAUCAGCAGAUGUCCGCAGAUGGCAACAAGGCCGAGCAACGGGCCCAGCUGCAGCUCGGCCUGGAAGCCGUGCGCGGUGUGAAUGGACCAAAGGCAGAUGCCAUCAUCAUCUUUCAGUUAGGCAAGAUCUUGCAAUCGCGCGCCGAUCGUGCCUCCCUGGAGCCGCGAAUCGAUGUUCUUUACCGCCAGGGAUUUAGCAUGCUCCGUCGGCAUCAGCAGCAACAAGAUUUUGAGCCUUACGUGCGCAUCUUUAAGUACGGAUCGCCCAGCGCAACGGUUGCCUGGAACAAGUUACAAUCGCUUGCCGAGGAUGCUGUGUCUUAUUUCAGCGGAAAGAUGUUCAAGGCGGGACACUAUGACCAGUUUGUAGAAGAAGUGCGAGGACUAGACCUGCCCAUGGCCACCUAUCUGCAGGCUGAGGCCUACCGUCUCCUGGAGGAUUCCGGUAAAGUAAAUCGUGCUUCACGGACUCGCUAUUUGGAGCGGAGGCAAGAGUGCCUGCAGCAGACGCAGCAACUGCUCCGAAAUGAUCUUAGGCAUCCGCUGAGCGCUGUUGUCAAUCGGGAAUUGCGGCGCUGCCAGCAACAAAACCGUAGCGCGCUUGUACCGAGUGCUUGCGAGGAUAGCUUCGGUACCCCAGAUCUCCACAACAACUCCUCUACAUACGAAGACGCCGAGGAUGACUUUUAUGCGGCUGCUUCCUUGUCCGCCAACAGAUCGCGUCGUCAUCAGCUGGAGGUCAGUGUAGCUUCUCCCGUGUCUUCUGCCGUGGUUGUAGCUCAGCCCAGUGAGGAGAUAGAGCAAACCCUCAAGCAGAUCAGCAAGUCGAUCUGCCUGGUUACAGAUAAUAUGGCAGCCAUGCGUCAGGACAUAUCUACGCUUACCGAGCGAUUCAAUGGCCUGGAGGAUAUGAUUAAGAAAAUGAAGAUUACCAACAAUCGGGAGACGCCAAUACGGGACGUGGACCCCGCAGCUGCCUUGGGAUUGGAUGAUCUCUUUAUUAUCGAGGAUGCGCUGGUGGAACAUCAACAGCAACAGCAGCACCAGGCUGCAGUUCACCAGGUCGUCCCACCACAGUACGGUGGACCCAAUCCGGCCUUCUACAAUGGUGUCCAGAGUCAUACGCCAUCUGCCCAGGAUCGCUUCCUGCCGGCCCCAUACGGAAGUCCGAUGUUUAACCAAAACCAGAUGUAUAACUAUUAUGCAGCUCAGGCACAGGCCCAGGCACAAUUCUUGCGCACUCCACCAGCUCCGCCCGGAGCGAUUCCACCCUCAAAUUUGUUUGGUCCACGUAAUCCGAACUUUGGACUCCCCAGCAUCUUCCCCCCGCCGACAGCAGGAGCUCCACCCGUAGUAUCACCAUUUAUGGACCCCAGGGGUAACUUUGUCCAGCCGCCAACUGGAAGUCUGAUCCCGCCGCCACCUCAGCAAGCACAGCAGGCUCCAGCUCCUCUUAACCUGGCUGAGGCUAAGCCGCCGGCACUUCCCACUCCCGGGGUGGGCGCCGGUUUCUUCAAUUCGCCAGCACCAACGUUUGGGGUAUCAACAAUUCAGUCUAAACCCUUGACCAUACCUCAAGCAGCAGCAGCAGCAGCUCCAACGCCUACUGCUGCUGUGCCGGCUCCUGCUCCUGGUCCAGCUCCAGUCAAUUUGGUUUCAGCAGUUCCAGCUACUGUUCCUGCGCCUAUUAAAGCACCCCAAGUGGCGCCGCCAGCUUCAGUUCCACCUCCGGCAAGCGUUCCGGCACUGUUUAACCGGGCAUUGAACAAUCAACCUGUGGAAAAGGAGCCGCCAGCUAAUGUAGUCAUCACCAGCUCCGAUCCGCUGCCCAAGCCAACGGGAGCCAGUGGUAUCCAGCCCACUCUAAGUGUGACAAUUCCGGCACAGCAUAUCAAGCCCAGCCUGGUACAACCAACGGCUGAGCCCCAGCAACAGCCGCCGGUACAGUCGCAGCCUCUGCAGCCUACUCUUCCUGCCUCGGGAGUGUUCAACUUUAAUUUGGGCAAUACCGCUUCCGAAAGUCCCUUCUCCUUCAAGACGCAAGUCGCUAGGGCAGCAGCAGAAAAGCAGAAAGAGCAAGAGCUUGAACAGGCGGCAGCUACGGAGCUUAACAAGAGCGGAGCCAGUGAUCUUAACAAGAGUGUUGGAGCAGAGGGCAACUCAUCCCUGACCGAAGACUAUGAUCCGCGGCCCGACUUUAAGGCUAUAAUUCCACUGCCCGACGAAGUGGAGGUACGCACUGGCGAGGAGAACGAAGAGGUCAAGUUUGGCUAUCGGGCCAAGCUCUUUCGGUAUGUGGACAAGGAGUGGAAGGAACGUGGCACUGGGCUGAUCAAGAUCCUGCGCGACAAAACCACUGGCGUUUCACGAGUCCUCAUGCGUCGCGAUCAAACCCAUAAGAUUUGUGCAAAUCACACAAUCACCGCGGACAUGACUCUGUCCACUCCCAGCCAGGACAAGGACAAGAAAUCGUUCUUGUGGGCAGCCAAUGACUUUGCGGAUGAGCAGUUAACGCUAGAGAAAUUCCUGGUGCGAUUCAAGACACCGGAAAUCGCUGAGGAGUUCCGGGUGGCCUUUGUCAAUGCGAACGUUGAGACCAAGGUGAAAUUCGCUGAGGAGCCAGCCAAGGGCAACAAGGAACCAGCUGCAUUCCCUUCAGCUCCAGCUCCAGCCCCGGCUUCAUUCAGUCUGGCCAAAAACUUUGUGACCAGCACACCGGCAGCAGCCAAUCCGGUCUUUAACAAGCCCGCAGAGCAGGCGAAAUCCAAACAGGCAACGGAACCAUCCCUGGCCAAGUCACUGUUUGGGGGUGUCCCGUCGGCUACAGCGGGAGCUGCGCCUCCAGCUACUACACCUGCGGCUCCUUCACCAUUUGCCAACUUCAGCUUUUCAGGAUUGGGCACUGAAAAUAAGGCCUCUCCUUUCGGAAACUUAUCCUUUACCAACGCAUCCACAUUGGGCAGCGGCACUAACAGUACUCUCUUCACCACGGCCCUGAUCAAGGACAACACCCUUCAAAAUCAAACGCCCGAAAAGGCAAACACUUCUGAUGCCGAAGAGGAAUAUGAGCCUACGGCCGAGUUUACACCAGUGAUUGACCUGCCGGAAUUGGUGGAAGUGGUUACAGGAGAGGAGAACGAGGAGGUGCUCUUCGAGCACAGGGCCAAGUUGCUCCGCUUCGUGAAGGGGCCGAAUGAGUGGAAGGAACGCGGCUUGGGCGAUAUGAAGGUGCUGCGGGAUCGCAACAAUCCCGACCAAGUGCGUCUGCUGAUGCGCCGCGACAAGGUGCUCAAGCUGUGCUGCAACCAGCGUUUGACGGCCGAGACAAAGUUCACGUUCGCCUUGAACCAGAAGUCGGCCGUUACCUGGGCUUCGAUGGAUUACGCCGACGAAGAGCUGUCAAACGAUCUGCUGUGUCUGCGUUUUAAAACGCCGGAGAUCUGCCAGAAUUUCCUAGAUGCGGUGCAAAAAGCCCAAGAGGCCAUGGGAAAGGGAACCGACGAAAAAAAAGAAGAGAAGCCACAAAAGCAGGCUGAAAAGGAACCGGAGAAGCCGAUCCAGGGCUUUGGGGAUGCGUUCAAGCCCAAGGCGGGCAGUUGGAGCUGCAAGGCCUGCUAUACUAGCAAUGGGCAGGAGCAGUCGUACUGCUUGGCAUGCCAGGAGCCCAAGGAUGACACAGUGCCUCCGAAGCAACCAGGCUUGGAUAAAAGUAACGCAUUGAAUUUGUCCACAAGCGGUUCCUCUGGGAAAUUCUCAUUCGGAUUUGCACCUGCUACACUUCCCGUCUCUGGUGGAUUUAGCUUUGGGGCACUUACCCAGUCCAAGGAGCCGGUCAAGGAGAAACCAGCUGCUCCUGUGACUGCCACAGCUUCAGCUCCUGCUUCAACCCCUUCGUUGCAACCGGCAGUUGUUGGCUUUGGAAAGACCACCACCACAACCACACCCGGUUUCGGGGAUGCCUUCAAGCCCAAAGCGGGAAGCUGGUCCUGCACCGCUUGCUAUGUGAGCAAUCCCGGAGAAUCGCUGUACUGCAGUGCCUGCGAGACCCCUAAAGAUGACACAGUGCCAAAGAAGGAGAACUCACUUGGUUCAGGGCUCACACUGCCUGCCUCUUCCCAGUUCAACUUUGGAUUCGCAGCUAAACCAGCGGAUCAGUCGACCAAGACCAGUGUAUUUGGUUCCUCCACCUUCAACUUUCAAGCUCCAUCGGUUGUAGCUCCAGCAGCUUCACUUGGGUCCAGUGGCGGAUUCAGUUUCUCGAUGCCGAAACCAUCCCAGCAGCAGCCAAAGAGUCCUGCGGCACCCGAUGGCGAGGACAACGAUGGUUACCAUGAGGAGGAGGAAAACAAUGCAUACUUUGCUCCAGUGAUUCCAUUGCCGGAUAAGAUCGAUGUGAAGACGGGCGAGGAGAACGAGGAGUUGCUGUAUGUGCACCGCGCAAAGCUAUAUCGCCUUACCGGAGGCGAAUGGAAGGAACGUGGCCUGGGCGAUGUCAAGAUCUUGCGCCACAUUCAGACGAAAAAACUGCGUGUGGUCAUGCGCCGGGAGCAAGUGUUCAAGAUCUGUCUCAAUCAUGUGCUUAACGAGGGGGUAGUGUACAAACCAAAGGACGAGAAGUCCUUGCUGUUUGCCGCCCACGAUUUCAGCGAGGGGGAGAGUGUUCUGGAGAGGUUUACACUACGCUUCAAGAACCACGAUGUGGUAGAGGAGUUCAGCAGGGUUGUGAAGGAUGCGCUAAAAGGAACUGCCGUAGCUAUCACAAAUAACGAAAGCAAUUUGUUUCCGACGGCCAUUAACAAAGCGGAUAAACAGAAUCAGGAUCAAGAAUCAACCAGCUGCCCCGGUUGUCGUGGCUGCUCUCCGGAUAAAUUCGUGUUCGCAGACUCAUCUUUGCACGUUAAAAGUCUGACAGACGAUGUGAGUCCGCCCUUGCCCAUGUUCCUACCAGCCCUUCAGCUUCCCAAGUCAACUGCCGCUGCUGCCUCGGCAACCUCAAUAUUCAAGGCCAGUUCACUGGGCGCCACCAACUCGUCAUUCUCAGCUUUCGGUAAUUUAGCAGUAUCCGAGUCAACCAAAACGCCAAACAGUCAAGCUUUUCUAUUUGGCAACGUCGAAAAACCAGCCAGCGGAGCACCCCUCUUUGGUGGCAACCUCCAGCCGAAGGGCAAUGUCCUUGACUCCAUUUUUGGCAGCUCCAAUACCGACCAGAGUUCGGGAUGGGAUCCCGCCAAGUCGAUUUUUGGUGGUGGACAGCAGCAAAAGAAUGAGACCACGCCCCCAACGUCGAUCUUUGGGGGCGCCAAGAUUGAGUCACCACAGCAGCCAGCACCGAUUACAGCACCCGAGGUGCCCAAGUCAAUCUUUGGCGGUGGUGGCUCUGUUUUCGGAAGCAAACCUCUUGCCUCGGGCUUUGUUUUUGGAAGUGGAUCUAAUGCGCCCAUUUUUGGACAAAAAGAAGCCGUAUCAUCUUUUGCAGACCUGAACCAGCAGGUGAAAGAAAAGGAGGAAAAGCCACCCACUGCGAGUACAACCAUCCAGGGCUUCGGUGUUACUGGAGAUGCCAAGGAAGAAAAGAAAGAAACUUUGACCUUUGGUUCGGCGAUCCCUGAUGUGUCGAAAAAUACUGGCAGCACCACGUUUGCCGACUUUGGAAGCAAAUCGGGCGAAAGUUUUGCCGAUUUUGCCAAAAAGGCGGGCAGUGAUUUUGCCGAUCUAUCGGCCAAAAGCCAGGGAACUCCCGUCGGCUUCAACAAGUCUAGCGGUGGUGGCUUCUACAAUCUGACGCAUCAGAACGAAUUCAAGAACUUUCAGUCGACACCACAGAGUGCCAAAAAUGAGGAUCAGGGCGACGGCGAUGAUGGCGACGCAAACAAUGAUGACAACUAUGAUCCGCACUACAACCCAAUUAUAGAGCUGCCGGAUGAGAUUGUGGUCACCACUGGAGAAGAGAACGAGACUAAGUUGUUUGGCGAGAGGGUGAAGCUCUUUCGCUAUGACAGAGCAACAAAGGCGUGGAAGGAGAGAGGCUGCGGCGAACUGAAAGUACUGGAACAUCCGGAGAUGCACAGUUUUCGCUUGGUGCUGCGUCAGGAGCAGGUCCACAAGUUGCUGCUCAACAUGAAGAUCACAGGGGCUAUACAAUUUGCCUACAUGUCCGGUCAGAAAAAAACCCUUCUAUGGGCUGGACACAACUUUGCGGCAGACGCGGAGGGCAAGAUAAGCACUGAUGGAGCAGUUGAGAGUUUGGCAUGUCGCUUCGCAAAGGAGGAGAUUGCGUCAUUGUUCCUUGCCAAGGCCAAUGCAUGCACCGAACGCGCCAGAGAACUGGUGGACUCUCGGGAAGAGCAAGAGAAACAGGAUUAGAACGAGUAGAGAAAAAGAAACCUAAUAUAUAGCAUGUUUUCAAUUGCGUUUUUAAGUCUUGUCAACAGAAAGUAUCGUGGAAACUGUUAAAUAAUGACACAAUUUCCAUGUAACAAUAAAAACUUUAUAAAAACUUAUGAAAUAAUAAA